AGUAAAUGAGCUUGAUAAAAUAAAAACAAAUAUUCUUUCAGAUAAGAUGUUGGUUCGAAGUUUAAUUCUGACAAAAUGUACGUUUUUAAACUCGACUAGGAUCCGACAAUCAGUCCGGAGUAUUUAUAGUAUAGAUGGCGUGUUUGAUAAAUAUCUUGAAAAUGAUACAAUGAUUAAACUUGAAGCUUAUUGGAGGGACAAAAUAAAGGAUUCAUUACCAAAGAAAGAUGUGAGUAAACCUAAGUUCUACGUAUUAUCUAUGUUCCCCUACCCUUCUGGUAAACUACACAUGGGUCAUGUCAGGGUCUAUUCAAUAUCGGAUGCAUUUGCUCAUUAUUACAGAAUGCGAGGAUAUAACGUUAUUCAUCCAAUGGGUUGGGACGCAUUUGGACUUCCAGCAGAAAAUGCGGCAAUUGAAAAUAAUCUCAAUCCGAAACUUUGGACAGAACAGAAUAUAUUAAAAAUGAAAUCCCAACUCAAUGAUCUUGGAUGUACCUUUGACUGGGACAGGGAAAUAGCCACUUGUGACCCUGCGUACUAUAAAUGGACUCAGUUUUUGUUCAUUAAACUGUUCCAAUCUGGUCUAGCUUAUCAGAAGGAGUCAAUUGUAAACUGGGAUCCCGUCGAUCAUACUGUAUUAGCUGAUGAACAAGUAGAUGAUAACGGGUGUUCUUGGAGAUCUGGGGCAAAGGUUGAGAGAAAACCACUCCGGCAAUGGUAUUUUAAAACAACACAGUUCGCCGAAUCAUUGUAUGAAGGGUUGGAUAAUCCAAGUUUAGUAAACUGGAGAGAUAUUGUGAAAGCACAGAGGAAUUGGAUCGGAGAGUGUAGCGGUACAAGAAUAGAUUUUAAACUAGAGUCUGCUAGUGGAGAUAUAAACGAUGUUUUGACGGUUUGGACGGAUACUCCGGAGUACAUUUACGGAACUCAGUUCAUAGCAGUUCAUCCAGACCAUAUUAUUAAUACACAGUAUCCAGGAUACAGAUUGGUAGCAAUAAACCCGUUUUCUGGAGAGAAAAUCCCCGUAGUUUGCAGUACAGAGCUAGAGUACAAAUAUGGGUCCCAGACGGUUCUUGGGGUCCCUUGUGUACGCGAAGAACAGAGACAUCUUGCGGAGAUAAAUAACAUUAAUUGUGACCUGAAUAUUUUAAGUGGGUCAGGAGAUGACACUGUUUUAAUUAACUCCGGUCAACUUACAGGUUUGAAAUUAGCUGAGGCUAAAGAGGAAGUUAUGAAGAUAGCUAAGAGAAUGAAGAUUGGAGGAUAUCCGGUCAGUUCUAACCUCCAGGAUUGGUUAAUCAGUAGACAAAGGUACUGGGGAACCCCUAUUCCAAUUAUUCACUGUACUGCAUGUGGACCUGUACCUGUACCUGAAGCUGACCUGCCUGUACAGCUACCAGACCUGGAUGGGUUGUCAUCAAAGGGUGUAUCUCCGCUAUUAAGUGCAGAUGACUGGCUAUAUGUCCCCUGCCCUAAGUGCGGGGGCGAGGGGAGGCGUGAAACUGAUACCAUGGAUACAUUCGUAGAUUCAUCCUGGUACUAUUUAAGAUAUUUGGAUCCAAGAAAUAAUACUGAACCCUUCUCCCCCUCUGCAGCACAGAAUAUGCCAGUAGAUCUGUACAUAGGCGGAAAAGAGCAUGCUUAUCUUCAUCUUUACUUUGCCAGAUUUAUCUCUCAUUUCCUUCACAGCAUUAAUCUACUCGGAGUACAGGAACCGUUUUCCAACCUAAUUACUCAGGGUAUGGUUAAAGGACAGAGCUACAGAAUCAAGAGUACCACAAAAUAUUUGCGCCCUGACGAGGUGACUGAACAAGAUGGAAAAUAUUUUACUAAGAAUGGGAGUCUACCUGUUGUUGUUGAAUGGGAGAAGAUGUCCAAAUCUAAACACAACGGAGUAGAUCCAACUGACCUGGUUCACAAGUAUGGUUGUGAUACUGUCAGGUUAAUGAUGUUAACAAAUGUUGGACCUGCUACGGAAAGGAACUGGUCGGAAAAGGAUUAUCCCGGGAUUCGGAAUAUGCAGAUUAAACUUUGGAAGUUGGUUUCUCAGGCGAUAGAGCUCCAGAAGGAUGAACUGCCUGAACUACGAUAUGAUGAAGAGAUGAAUGAUUACAGGAAGAAGAUUAGAGAUUCAAGAAAUAAUAUGCUUAGAGAUAUUAAUCAUAACUUUCAAUUCACCAGAAAUAUAGCUGUUGUGUUAGCAAGAGUGAACACCAUGCUGUCAACUAUUUGGACAACCCCAGGACAGGUGAAGAGGGAUACCCCAGAGUUCCAGCAGAUGUUGGGAGAUAUAAUCAUUAUAAUUGCUCCGAUAGCUCCUCAUUUUGCUUCAGAACUAUGGGCUGGAUUCAGAACUGUGCCGGUCAAACAUUUCCAGGAGUUUGACUGGGAUAAGAAUGUUCUAGAACAAACUUGGCCGGAACUGGACCCAUCCUUCAACCUUCCUCUCAAGAUAGUUGGUAAUAAGAAGGAUAUGGUAACUAUCCCAGUUGCUAAGUGGAAGUUUGAUAGUUUAACUGAAGAAGAGGCAUUCGACCUAGCUUGCCAUGAGAAUAUUAUUCAGGACAAGGUUCUCCCCUUCCCUAUCCUGAACCAGAUGUUCUCCAGACAGGACGGGUUCGAUGCAACCCUCUUCAUCAACUUCGAUGCCCCCAGGGUCUACGACACCUCGCUAGAGGAGUUUAAGAAACAGAAACAGGCGGAGAAGGAGGAGAAGAGACGGAAGAAAGAAGAAAGGAAGAUGCGGAGAGAGAAGAAGAUUCAACAGCUCUUUGAGACGGAGAAGAUAAAACCGGGAAAAGGAAUUCCGAUAAAAAAAUAAAUUUUUCAGAAAAA
Eurytemora carolleeae is the source of this 2835-nucleotide messenger RNA. It is a transcript of the gene LeuRS-m, whose product is annotated as probable leucine--tRNA ligase, mitochondrial. NCBI's taxonomy places the organism in Eukaryota, Metazoa, Arthropoda, Copepoda, Calanoida, Temoridae. Gene Ontology annotation, cellular component: mitochondrion. Gene Ontology annotation, molecular function: aminoacyl-tRNA deacylase activity; leucine-tRNA ligase activity; ATP binding. Bases 47 to 2821 code for a protein of 924 amino acids. The record is from RefSeq and is a predicted model, not a curated record. The transcript has 25 exons. Gene Ontology annotation, biological process: mitochondrial translation; leucyl-tRNA aminoacylation.